UGUGACUGCAAAGCAUUCUGGGAGUGGGUGUUGGCCUUCCGUCUCAUGACCUUCUUAAUCAUAAUGUUUAUUCCUUUUCUGGUAUGAGAUUGAUUUCUUUCCUCUGAUUAAUGCCCAUUUCAAGGUGAUCCCGUACACUGAUUUGUUCGUGACUCGGCCGUUUUUUGUUCUACCUAUUUAAUUACCAACCUGUCGCGGAUGGUUUACACCAGUUUACACUGCACGCUUAUGCCGCUUGCCUUUCUCUUUUUCGAUUGUAGAACUAUAGUAAUUUUUUUUUUGCCUUUGAAGGGUGACAACCAACAUCUCUUUCAUGCGAGAACGAAAAAAGAGGCAGGAGCAAGAGUGGACUGGUUAGUCUAUCGUAAAUCCCCUUUGGCUGUGGACGGGUCCAUCGUGUGUUCUUAGAAAUUGUGCAACUCAAGAACGAAUUCCACCCAGAUAUUUUGAAGUAGUCGCCAGUGGUUUGCUACUCCUCACUCAUCAAGCACGGUAUAAGUAAUCGUCUUAAUUAAAACAGAUUAAAAGAAUUGCAGUUAAUUAAACAAAGACAGGGUUUGUUUCGCCAUUCCAAAGAGUCGAGGUGAAAACCCAGACAAACCUGUUUUUGUUGUCAGAACACGAAGAAUUUAAGGAAAUGUUGGCUUCAGCAAUAAUAUUUGCGACUGCUGUCGCACUGGUAUCGGCAAACAACGCUCCAACCUAUCCUAGUGAUGUCUCCAGUACGGCCGGCAAUUCUUAUGAGAGUUAUCCUCCGUUUAAUGGUGCAAAAGUUCCACAAAAUGGGAAACCAUCUAAUUCUUCUUAUCCUGAUGAUGGCUGUGGAGACUAUUCUGUCCGAUUUAAAGGCGAUGGAUACUGUUAUCCUCUUCUGAAGAAAGGCCCUUGCGAGAAUGUGUUGUUUUGGAUUACGGUCGACCCGUAUACUUAUGAGGGAAUAUGUACUCCUCGCCUUUGUGGUAGAGAAAAAGUGUUCGUCGGUCGAGAUGGUCUUUGUCACGAUAUUUACGAUACUAAAGAGUGCCGAGGAGGUAGGCGUCUUUAUUACUCGGCUUACGGAGAUCCAAUUUGUGAUUGUCCUGUUGGGCAAUAUCCAUUCCCAUCAGAGGAUGACGAUUGCGUUCCUUUAUUUACCCAAGGGCCGUGUCCAACCAAUCAGGUUGUAUCCGUUAGUGCAUCGGGUAAAUUAGAGUGUGCCCCCAACACUUGUCAACUAGUUGAUAGAUAUCAGGACUUCCUCCUGCAAUUGGUCCCGGUUAAACAAUCAAGAAUAAGUAACGAUGACGAAGACGAUGAAUAUGGAUACUGCUAUGCGUUAGGCACUCGAGGACCUUGCUCACCUUCUGAACUUUUUGGUUACAACAUCUUUAGCUCUCAGGGAGAGUGUGUUGACAUGGAUGACCCUAGAACGCCAUACUUUUCUUCUCCGGAAGAGAACGCAAUUUUAGAUGAUGUCUUUGAUCGGGCCGCAAACGAACCCAUAAAAACAAAGAAUAACAAAAGUAAUACGUUUUUUCGUGCACAACGUUUAUCAAGAAAACGAAGACAAGGACCCAAUACUUUUGGGAUAUUCCAACAGCCAAGUAGAAUUCCAACAUCUCUCCUAAAUCCCUGCCAAACUGGCGGUCGAAACGGAAAUAAUUUCAAGUGUGCAAAUCCUUUGGUUCCUAGUAGACCCGUCCGCGACGUUAGUCAGCCUGUCAGUCCUGCUUUCGGUUGCCGACCAAAUGAUUUCUUGCAAGCUACUGGACAAUGCGGUGGCAACCGUGGGCCAGCUAGCUGCGGACCUUCCUACCAAUUCAUCCCAGCUACAAACCAAUGUAGACCAAUACGCUUUUGAUAAGGAAUUGCCUGAAAAAGAUUCGAUACAGUUAUAUUAUUAAAUUCCGAUAAUUUGAAUUUCGGCCUGGUAUCCUUUUCGUAAUUAAUUGUUCCGACUAUCUCACUUGGAAAACUUAUCUAUUUUAGGAAACAAACCGGCAUAUAAGUAAUUAAACAAGAUAGUGGAUAAUCCUAAAAUUCACUUCUCAAUAUUUGUAUAAGAAAUUUCGUAAUUGAUGCGAAAAUACAAGUCUCUUGAUAUCGCA
Messenger RNA from Daphnia pulex (common water flea), 2087 nucleotides. RefSeq lists its product as uncharacterized. The record is from RefSeq and is a predicted model, not a curated record. NCBI's taxonomy places the organism in Eukaryota, Metazoa, Arthropoda, Branchiopoda, Diplostraca, Daphniidae. The transcript has 5 exons. Bases 638 to 1840 code for a protein of 400 amino acids.